Messenger RNA from Paramecium pentaurelia, 2231 nucleotides. The record is from the annotation of a GenBank genome assembly. NCBI's taxonomy places the organism in Eukaryota, Ciliophora, Oligohymenophorea, Peniculida, Parameciidae.
AUGGAAGAUUAAAAUACUAAAAAAGACUUUCACACUCGUAAUUUAGUAAUUAUAAAUUUUAUUAUUAGGACAUAAUUGCAUAAUUGAGAGAGAAAAAAAUGAGAGAAUAAGAAGAGAAAGAAAUGUCAUAAAAAAGAAAAUAAGAUUUGGUAGUUAAAUUGAAAUCUCGAUAUGUUAAAGAAGAGCAGAAAGAAAUUAAAUAAUAGGUGUCUUUGCCAAGUAUUAAUACUCCAGAAUCAAGUAAGAACAGAUAAUCAAGUUUAAAGAAGGAAGACUUAAUGCUGGAAUAAAAAUAGAGAAUAUAAGAGAAACAAAGAUAGUAAUAGUAAUAAAUUAAUAUAAGAUAUUUGGAAUCUAUAAAAACACGAUAAUUAUAAGAAAAAUAAAAGAAAGAAGAAAUGAUUUAAAGAUAAGAGAUUAUUAAAUAAAGUGUAAAAUAGAAAGUUUUAAAUUAAUUGUCUGAAGUAGCAUAAUUUGUGACUAAGGAUGAUUUAUUAGAAUAAGAUAGUGGAUCAGAUGAUUAGGAUACUUAAAAAGUUAAAUUAAAGAAAUAUCCAUUCAUUACAGACUUGAAAUAAUGGAAGAAAAAGUAACGUAUAGAUGAUGCAGUGAAAGUGUUCAUAAUGGUUGGUGGUUAUGGAGAUAUAGCAAAAGCAUUAAUAUAAAGAGGUUGGGUUAAGAAUCCAGAUAGUGGAAGUCCAUGUUUUGAUUUCAAAUUUACAUUACAUAAUUCAGAAAUUGACUAUAAUAAUUUAUAAGACUUUUAGAUUGUUAACCAUUUUGCUAAGAUUAUAUGUUUAACUACUAAAGUUGGAUUAUGUAAGUCUCUUAAUAAUUUAAUUUGGUUUAAUAAUGUAGAUAAAAAUACAUUCUAUCCAAGAGCAUUUGAUUUAUCUGAUGAAGAAGAUUUUGAGAAUUUUAGAGAAGAAUUCAAAUUAUCUAAAGUAAUUCUAUUAUAUAUUUAGGCUGAAGCUAUUUUGAAAAUGUAUCUGCAUUUAUUCAAAAAGAAGGAUGCUAAUUUGAUUGAGAAAAUAAAACCAUAAGCUAUUAUAGCAUUAUCAGUAUGUAGGAAGAUGUUAUAAGAUAUUAAUGAAUUAAUUGAUCAAUAAAAGUAGACUUAAGUAAUUACAUAAAAGGAAUGGGAUAUACUUUCUAAAGAUGAUUUAAAUGUUUAAGCAUUAGCUUAGAAAAAACAUUAAGCUUGGUUAGCUAAAAUAGGAGAAGUUAAACCUUUGAAAAAGAAGAAAAAAAGUAAAUUAGAAAAAGAGUAAGAAGAUUCCAUUGAAGAUGUAGAUGAAUUUACAUAAUAAAUUAUUGAUAUUUUGUAAAUAAUUCAUCUUAUUUAAGAUAAAAAUUCAAAAAUAGAUUUCCUUAAUACUAUUUAAAUGGAGUUGAAAAUAUAUGGAUUGUUAAACCUGCUGGAUUAUCUAGAGGAAGAGGAAUUCAAUGUUAUAAAAAUUUAGUUGAAAUUGAAGAUCAUGUUGCAUCUAAAGGAGCAUAAUGGAUUAUUUAGAAAUAUAUAGAAAAACCAUUAAUUGUACUUGGUAAGAAAAUGGAUAUAAGAUAAUGGGUUUUAAUUACUGAUUGGAAUCCCUUGACUGUUUGGAUUUAUGAUGAAGCAUAUCUACGUUUUACAGCUGAAGAAUAUGAUCCUAAAGAUUUAGAAAAUAAAAUGUCUCAUUUAACAAAUAAUUCUAUUUAAAAAAAAGGAGAAAACUUUUAUAAAUCUGAUAUUGAAGGGAAUAUGUGGAAUUAAGAAUAAUUUAGUGAUUAUUUAAUGGUAAAAUCUAUUGAACUUACAAUUUUAGAAAACUCAUUAAGUAAAUUUCAUGGAAAUCAUUAGACCUUAAUUUGAAUAGGCAAUUAUAUGGUCAUUAUAAAGUGUUUAAGAUUAAGUAGAAUAAAGAAAGAAUUCUCAUGAAAUUUUAGGAUAUGAUUUUAUGAUAGAUGAUAAAUUUCAUGUUUGGUUAAUAGAAAUUAAUAGUAGUCCAGACUUUUCAUAUUCUACUGUAUUUAUAUUAAUAUUAUAUAAUUAGCAUGUAACUGAAAAGUUAGUUAAAGAAGUUUCUGAAGAUUUAAUUAAAGUAGUUAUAGAUAGAGAAAAUGAUAAGAAAUGUGAUACUGGAAAAUUCAAAAGAAUAUAUAAAGCUAAAUCUGUUUUAGAAAAGCCUGCAUCAGUAGGAUUAAAUUUAUGUUUGGAGGGAAAAAAAAUAAAAAAAGUUAAAGGAUGA